CAGGGCGUGCGGGACAUCGCCUUCACCUCCGAUGGCAGGAGGUUCUACAGCGUGUCCUACGACAAGAACGUGCAGUACUGGGACACGGAGACCGGGCAGGUAAUCUCGACGUUUACGAACAAGAAGACGCCGUUCUGCGUGUCCGUACACCCCGAUCCCUCGCAGCAGAACGUCAUCCUGACCGGUUGCUCGAACAAGAGGGCGGUGCAGUGGGACACGAACACCUGCACCAUUGUCCAGGAUGGCGCGCGCGCGCGGUCCUUUGGCCGCGUGCUGGGAUUCUUCCGCCCCCUUCGGCCUCGCGGCGGUGCUGGCGCAUCCGCGCGCUCUUACGCCAGCUUGUGGG
Prorocentrum cordatum is the source of this 346-nucleotide messenger RNA. NCBI's taxonomy places the organism in Eukaryota, Dinophyceae, Prorocentrales, Prorocentraceae. The record is from the annotation of a GenBank genome assembly.